Closterium sp. Yama58-4 is the source of this 1506-nucleotide messenger RNA. The record is from the annotation of a GenBank genome assembly. NCBI's taxonomy places the organism in Eukaryota, Viridiplantae, Streptophyta, Zygnematophyceae, Desmidiales, Closteriaceae.
AUGCCCGGGAGCGACUCGCUCGCGCUCCCCCUCUCCCUCCCCCUCGACGACGCGCGCGACCCCCCCGCGCCUGAACCCGCUUCCCCCGCCGCCGUGCUCUACCUCGUGUCCGUUUCCGCCGACUGGCGCGGAAUCUCCGUGCCCUUCUCCCCCUCCGUCACCUCCGCCGCCGCCGCCGCCGCCGCCGCCCGCCCCGUGUCCUCUUCCUCGCCCUCGUUUGCUCUCCUUGAGUCCCUAUCUCUCAUUCUCCACUUCCCUUCACUUGUCGGCGUGUUUCUUUCUGCUCGUCCCAUCCGUGUUUCCCAUCCGUCUUUCUGCACAGGAGCUCCUUGCGUGGUUCAAGCCUGUCCGCCUUGCGUUCGCCUGUCCGCGCACGAGAGUACAUCCGGCGGUCCCCCCGCCGCGCUUGCGCCCGCGCUCUCCGCCGCCACCGCGCUGGCCUCCCCGAGCUGCCGGUCCCCGUUCCGCCCUCCGCAUCUCACCACCCCCAUCGCCUCCGCCUUCCCCCGGGGCUCCUCCCUUCCGCCCACGCCCACGCCCGCAACCCCCUCCCCCGCCUCCAACACCCCGCAAUCCCGCCGCCUGCUUCCCCACCUGUCCGUUCCGCGCGAGAGCACGCAUGCGCCCUCCCUCGCGCCGCCCUGCCCUGAUGACGUGGAGGCUGUGAGCGUCGCGGCUGUGCUGCCGUGUGACGUCAGCAGCAGAUUUGGCGCUUGCGGAUGGGCGGCGCAGGGGCAAAGCAGUAACGGGUAUGGCGGGAGCAGCAACGCGGAAGAGAGCUGCUUUGGGGAUAAGCACGGGAUGGUGCGGUCGUCAACAACAGGGCAGGUGGCGGAAUGGGGCGGGGGGAACGCGGGAGGCGAGCUUGUGGGGAUCGCGGAAGCGGUUGCAGGACUGGCAGCAGCGGGAUCAGCGGGAUUCGCGGGAUCCGCGGGGUUUAUGGCAGGGGGAGGAGCGCGCGUUAUGAGGAGGAGCUGUAGUGACGAUGAUGGCAUGCGCGGGCAUGCGCGCAGUAGCAAGGGGGGACCCCUGUGGGGAAGCGCGGGCAGCGCGGAGGAGCGGGGGGCGGGGGAGGCGCUGGAGGCGGAAGGGGAAAACGCCUACAGCUGUAGCAGCAGCAGUGGUAGCAGUGCGGGAUGGGAUCCGGAGAGUGGUGUGGAGGAGAGCAGUGGGAAUGGUCUCAGAACGAUGUCUCUGCCCGCGGCAAGAAGGCUCCCUUCCGUUCCUGUGGAAGAGCACGAGCAGGAGUUCCCAAGGGAGCUACUGCAGCAGCAGGCCCCCCACACCGGGACUCUACCACCCCAUGCGCCUCACUCCCCCCGCGCUCCCCACACCCACCACGCCGACGGCGCCGAUUAUGGCAACCAUGCCAGUUUUAGCAACCUCGCCCACCACGCGCUCUACCCUGCGUGUCGCGGCCCCGACUGCCAGCACACUUCGUGCGACGCUAUGCCUAUCGGCUCACCAGCAGAUUGCCUUAACUGGAAAGGUCAGCAGCAUCUUUAA